This is a messenger RNA of Marasmius oreades (fairy-ring Marasmius), 1565 nucleotides long. RefSeq lists its product as uncharacterized. NCBI's taxonomy places the organism in Eukaryota, Fungi, Basidiomycota, Agaricomycetes, Agaricales, Marasmiaceae. The transcript is spliced from 9 exons. Gene Ontology annotation, molecular function: FAD binding. Bases 120 to 1433 code for a protein of 437 amino acids. The record is from RefSeq and is a predicted model, not a curated record. Gene Ontology annotation, biological process: secondary metabolite biosynthetic process.
ACACUGACAAAUGAUACUGAUACAUGCGCUGAGCGCCCACCGGCAAAUCCUAUUUCUACGAAGAUGAAAACACAUCCAAAGACAUCGCGCAUUUCGAGUCUUGAUUCGUCACUAUCGCCAUGGCCGUGUCCUCGCCAAAGUUCAGAAUUGCAAUCAGUGGAGGAGGUAUAGGAGGCCUUGCAUUAGCUGCCUUUAUCUGCAAGCAUUCCAAGGACGUUGCCGUCGACAUAUAUGAGACAAAAACCGAAAUUUCAGUCAUUGGCGCCGGAAUCGCUAUUUGGAAGCGUACAUGGCAGACGUUGCAGGAUAUUGGACUUGAAGAUGAGGUCAGGAAGCGGGGUCUACCCUUGCCGAAAGAAGGAGAAAUUCGAGGACCCAUAUUCCGCAAGGCAGACCAACCGAGCGAAGGCGUUGACUUCCAUAACCAUAUGAUGCCAUACGGACCCUUGACGCUUCCACGACCUACUCUGCUGGAAUUACUGCAAACAACCCUGACCGAUAUGUGCAAGAUUCACACUUCAAAGCACGUCGCUUCGUACGAAGAGACACCGGGUGGACCUAUCACUAUCCAUUUCAAGGAUGGCUCUAGCUCUACUGCGGACGUUUUAGUUGGUUGUGAUGGUGUUCACUCCAAUACUAGAGCCACAAUGUAUCGCGACCUUGCGAAGACAGACCCUUCAAAAGGAUAUGAGUCGUUCUGCGAGCCCAAGUGGAGCGGGCAGCUUGCCUAUAGAACAGUAAUCCCGAAGACGAAGAUCAGCGAAAAAGACCCCAAUCACCAGGCUUUGACGCAAGCGAAGAUAUGGUGCGGAAAGAACAAGCACGCCGUCACUCACCCAUUCGGUGACACCAUCAAUGUCAUAUGCUUCUACAACGAGGAAGGAGGCUACGGGAAACCUUUUACUGCAGCUUGGGUUGCGGACGUUCCAACGGCGGAAGUCGUAGAUCGUUUCCAGAAUUGGGAGUCAGACAUCCUCAAAGUCCUCCAGGCGAUUGAGAAUCCCAGCCGCUGGGCGAUCCAUGUUGUCGACCGACUCCCGUACUCGGUUGCAGGUCAUGUCGCAUUGGUGGGGGAUGCAGCACACGCAAUGACACCUCACCAGGGCGUCGGCGGUGGCCAAGCCAUUGAAGAUGCACACAUUCUUGGACGCCUCCUCGCUCACGAGAAAACGACGGUCCAUAACCUCAAAGAGGUCCUCGAGAUCUACCAGGCCAUUCGUCUCCCAUUGGCUCAAAAAGCUGCAGAACGGUCCUGGAACAACGGCCUGCUAUAUGAUUUCAUCCACCCCGAUCAUUCAGUGAAAGCUGACGCCACACCGGAGGAGCUCAAAUCUCUUGGUCUGGCGGUCGGGGAGGCAUUUGCCUGGCUAGGAAAGGGCGGGUGUGAUGAGGAUUGGACCGAGGCCGAGUCUAGAUUGUUGCAGUUGAACUAGAACCGAGGGUAUCGAGGCCAUUGCUCUUGGAUUUCAAGCAAGAUGAUGUAGAUUGUAAGAACAACAGACAACUUCCUACCCUCUUCGGUAAUUGAAUAACAAGCUGCUAGAUCUCUAUUGCGUGUGGUGUGC